Mollisia scopiformis is the source of this 1272-nucleotide messenger RNA. RefSeq names its product RNA polymerase I-specific transcription initiation factor-like protein rrn7. Gene Ontology annotation, biological process: RNA polymerase I preinitiation complex assembly; nucleolar large rRNA transcription by RNA polymerase I. The transcript is spliced from 4 exons. Lineage: Eukaryota; Fungi; Ascomycota; Leotiomycetes; Helotiales; Mollisiaceae. Gene Ontology annotation, cellular component: RNA polymerase I core factor complex; RNA polymerase transcription factor SL1 complex. Gene Ontology annotation, molecular function: RNA polymerase I core promoter sequence-specific DNA binding. The record is from RefSeq and is a predicted model, not a curated record. Bases 1 to 1272 code for a protein of 423 amino acids.
AUGUCUCAUAACAUAGAAUAUCAACGUUUCCGGCGCGGCGAAAGCUGUACAGAAGAAGGUUGUCGAGCUCGCAAGUUCUACAUCGAAGACGGAAAGAAAUUCUGCCAGCGGGGUCAUGAGCAAGCAGGAUUUACUCAAACUCAGCAAGAUGAAGAUGAUUGGAAUGCCCAAGGAAAGAAAUCUCGAAAGAAGCGUGAGGAGAAAGAGAGGGUUGAGACGGUGCUCAGUGGGAGCGAGGCCAGGAAACUUUAUUUGCAAAGCUACCAAUUGAUUCUGUGGAAACAAUGCCAUUGGCUGGUGAAUGUCAAGGGGUUUCCAAAAGAGUUGGAGACUGUGGUAAGAGACUUGUGGGGGCUGAGAGUGUCUCUUGUGCAUAAGAAUGACGAUAGGAGUGGGUACGGUUCUGGAACUGGGACAACACCAAUGUUCAGUUCUAUGAGUGAGGGUGAAAGCACCGAUACUGAUGUGACAAGAGUGAAGAGUUUUGCAUCAAGUAAGAGUCGGCGGAGUGGGGUUAAUGAGGAGAGGCUACCUAGGUUGAUAGAGACGCUGGGAUUGUGUUAUGUUGCUAUGCUUCUGAUGAGAUUGCCUACAAGCCUUGGUGAGGUCUACAAGUGGGUAACACAUGAAGAGAUCAUAUACUCUCGAGCUAUCGCAGAAAUACCCAAGGACAUGCGAGUCAAACUGCCCGGGCACUUUCAUGCAGCUCUGGAGAUGAAGUCUGUCCUAAGAGUCUCAACGCUCUACGGCAUAGUUCUGGACCUCAUUCGGUUUUAUGCUGUUCAGUUUGAGAUGGUUUGCCCGCCUCUAAAUGCUCCAGUGCUUCUUUUCAAACAUAUCAGGGAUCUUGGACUUCCAGUGGAAAUAUAUCCUGCUGUAAAUCGUCUGGCUAAAAUACUCGACGUUGACUAUUCUUGGCCAAUCACCCACCAAAAGUCGUACGGCGUCUCGGCUUAUCCAGAGAUACAAAUGAUGAGUCUCAUCGUCAUCGCUACGAAACUCAGCCAUCCUUUCGAUGACAUAGAUAGAACUCCUGAGAGUGACACCGAUCCGACCAUGGUAAGGAUAGACUGGCCGACAUGGGUCAGAACCAUGCGGGAACCACCGUUAAGAGGCCUUAAAAGAGGAGAAGAAGUCAAAGCCACCGAUGCCGAUGUCUGGAAUAUGAACGCGAAGAAGAUGGAUGAUUACCUUGAAUGGUAUCAGAGGACAUGGAUUGACGAUCGAGAUGCAAAAGGUAUAUUGCUCCUCUUUAGCGUUUGGCCGAGCUAA